AUGGUGAAGAGGAAGAGCUCCGAAGGCCAGGAGCAGGACAGCGGCCGCGGCAUCCCCCUGCCCAUCCAGACCUUCCUGUGGCGGCAAACCAGUGCAUUUUUGAGGCCUAAACUGGGGAAACAAUAUGAAGCCUCAUGUGUGUCCUUUGAACGAGUGUUGGUAGAGAAUAAACUGCAUGGCCUUUCUCCAGCCCUCUCUGAAGCCAUCCAGAGCAUUUCCAGAUGGGAGUUGGUACAAGCUGCUUUGCCUCACGUCCUCCACUGCACUGCAACCCUGCUUUCAAACAGGAACAAGUUAGGCCACCAGGAUAAACUCGGUGUUGCUGAAACAAAGCUCCUUCACACCCUGCACUGGAUGCUCCUGGAGGCCCCCCAGGACUGCAACAGUGAGCGGUUUGGGGGCACAGACCAUGGCUCCAGCUGGGGUGGCAGCAGCAGUGCUUUCAUCCACCAGGUAGAAAACCAGGGUUCCCCCGGGCAGCCUUGCCAAAGCAGCUCCAAUGAUGAAGAAGAGAACAACCGAAGGAAGAUCUUCCAGAACUCCAUGGCUACUGUGGAGCUCUUUGUGUUUCUGUUUGCUCCUCUGGUACACAGGAUCAAGGAAUCGGACCUUACGUUCCGACUGGCCAGCGGGCUUGUUAUAUGGCAGCCCAUGUGGGAGCACAGACAGCCCGAAGUCUCUGGCUUCACAGCACUGGUGAAACCCAUCAGGAACAUCAUUACAGCUAAGAGAAGCUCUCCUAUCAACAGUCAAAGUCAAACCUGUGAAUCACCAAAUCAAGACGCAAGCCAUCAAGAGGGAUUCCAGGUGGUCUGUGAAACAUUCCAGUCAGAUCCCAUCUCUCCCAAGGCCACCAUUUCAGGCUGCCACCGUGGAAACUCCUUUGAUGGAAGCCUGUCCUCCCAAACUUCCCAGGAAAGAGGCCCAUCACAUUCCAGAGCCUCUCUCGUGAUACCUCCAUGCCAAAGGUCCCGCUAUGCCACUUACUUUGACGUUGCUGUUCUUCGAUGCCUACUCCAGCCUCAUUGGUCUGAGGAAGGUACUCAGUGGUCUCUGAUGUACUAUCUACAAAGGCUGCGGCACAUGUUGGAAGAGAAGCCAGAAAAGCCCCCAGAACCAGAUAUUCCUCUCCUGCCCAGACCCAGGAGCAGCUCGAUGGUAGCAGCAGCUCCCUCACUAGUGAACACCCACAAAACCCAAGAUCUCACCAUGAAAUGUAAUGAAGAGGAAAAAUCUCUUAGCCCUGAGGCAUUUUCUAAGGUUUCGUUGACUAAUUUACGUAGAUCUGCAGUUCCAGAUCUUUCUUCAGACCUUGGCAUGAACAUUUUUAAGAAGUUCAAGAGCCGCAAAGAAGACCGAGAGAGGAAAGGCUCCAUCCCAUUCCACCACACAGGAAAGAGGAGGCCUCGAAGAAUGGGAGUGCCAUUCCUGCUUCAUGAAGACCACUUGGAUGUGUUCCCCACCCGAAGCACAUUCUCCUUCGGAAGUUUCCCUGGGCUUGGAGAAGACAGGCGAGGCAUUGAAAAAGGAGGCUGGCAAACCACCAUUUUAGGGAAAUUUACCCGGCGGGGCAGUUCGGAUGCAGCCACGGAGAUGGAGAGCCUGAGUGCCAGGCACUCACACUCCCAUCACACCCUGGUGAGUGACCAGCCAGAUCACUCCAACAGCCAUGGAGAAAACACUGUCAAGGAAGUGCAAUCCCAGAUCUCCACUAUUACAGUUGCAACCUUCAAUACCACAUUGGCAUCAUUCAACGUAGGCUAUGCAGACUUUUUCAGUGAGCAUAUGAGGAAGCUCUGCAACCAGGUGCCUAUCCCAGAGAUGCCACAUGAACCCUUGGCAUGUGCAAACCUGCCUCGAAGCCUCACAGACUCCUGCAUAAACUACAGCUACUUAGAGGACACGGAACAUAUCGAUGGGACCAAUAACUUUGUCCACAAGAAUGGCAUGCUUGAUCUUUCUGUUGUUCUGAAGGCUGUUUAUCUUGUCCUUAACCAUGACAUCAGUUCUCGUAUCUGUGAUGUGGCACUAAACAUUGUGGAAUGCUUGCUUCAGCUUGGUGUGGUGCCUUGUGUAGAAAAGAACAGAAAGAAGAGUGAAAACAAGGAAAAUGAGGCUAUGGAAAAAAGAGCAAGUGAGGGAACUUUCCAGUUCAAAGGAGUAUCUGGAAGUUCACCCUGUGGAUUCGGGGGCCCUUCAGUUAGUGGAGCUGGAAAUGGUGGAGGAGAAGAAGGAGGAGGUGGAGGCGGAAGAGGUGAUGGAGGUGAUGGAGGUGAUGGAGGAGGAGGUGGAGGAGGUGGAGGUGGACCUUAUGAGAAGAAUGAGAAGAACCAAGAGAAGGAUGAAAGUACACCUGUAAGCAACCAUAGGCUUGCUCUGACCAUGCUCAUCAAAAUAGUGAAGUCUUUGGGAUGUGCCUAUGGUUGCGGAGAAGGACAUCGAGGGCUCUCUGGAGAUCGUCUGAGACACCAGGUAUUCCGGGAGAAUGCCCAGAACUGCCUCACUAAGCUAUACAAGCUAGAUAAGAUGCAAUUCCGACAAACCAUGAGGGACUAUGUGAACAAGGACUCUCUCAAUAAUGUAGUGGACUUCUUGCAUGCUUUGCUAGGAUUUUGUAUGGAGCCAGUCACUGACAACAAGGCUGGGUUUGGAAAUAACUUCACCACGGUGGACAACAAAUCCACAGCCCAAAACGUGGAAGGCAUCAUCGUCAGCGCCAUGUUUAAAUCUCUUAUCACCCGUUGUGCUUCAACUACACAUGAAUUGCACAGCCCUGAGAAUCUGGGGCUGUAUUGUGAUAUCCGUCAGCUGGUCCAAUUUAUCAAAGAGGCUCAUGGGAAUGUCUUCAGGAGAGUGGCCCUCAGCGCUUUGCUUGACAGUGCUGAGAAGUUGGCACCAGGGAAAAAGCUGGAGGAGAAUGAAUCUGAAUCUAAGACUGCAGGCAGUAAAAGGUCAGAGGCGGGGAGCAUUGUGGAGAAAGGCCAGGUGUCCUCUGCCCCUGAGGAAUGUCGCAGCUUCAUGUCUGGUCGCCCCUCACAGACUCCAGAGCACGAUGAACAAAUGCAAGGGGGCAACCUGGGGCGGAAAGAUUUCUGGCGCAAGAUGUUCAAAUCCCAGAGUGCAGCUAGUGACACCAGCAGCCAAUCUGAGCAGGAUACUUCAGAAUGCACCACUGCCCAUUCCGGGACCACCUCUGACCGUCGCGCCCGCUCAAGGUCCCGCAGAAUUUCCCUCCGGAAGAAGCUUAAACUCCCCAUAGGAAACUGGCUGAAACGGUCCUCCCUCUCGGGCCUGGCAGAUGGUGUGGAGGACCUUCUGGACAUCAGCUCUGUGGACCGCCUGUCUUUCAUCAGGCAAAGCUCCAAGGUCAAAUUUACCAGUGCAGUGAAGCUUUCUGAAGGUGGGCCAGGGAGUGGAAUGGAAAAUGGAAGAGAUGAAGAGGAGAAUUUCUUCAAACGUCUUGGUUGCCACAGUUUUGAUGACCAUCUGUCUUCCAACCAAGAUGGUGGAAAAAGCAAAAACGUGGUGAAUCUUGGAGCAAUCCGACAAGGCAUGAAGCGCUUUCAAUUUCUGUUAAACUGCUGUGAGCCAGGAACAAUUCCUGAUGCAUCCAUCCUGGCAGCUGCUUUGGAUCUUGAAGCUCCUGUGGUAGCCAGAGCAGCUCUGUUUCUGGAAUGUGCCCGUUUUGUUCACCGCUGCAACCGCGGCAACUGGCCAGAGUGGAUGAAAGGGCAUCACGUGAAUAUCACGAAGAAAGGCCUUUCCAGGGGACGCUCUCCCAUUGUGGGCAACAAACGGAACCAGAAGCUACAGUGGAAUGCUGCCAAGCUCUUCUACCAAUGGGGAGACGCAAUUGGCAUCCGGUUGAAUGAGCUGUGCCAUGGGGAAAGUGAAAGCCCCGCCAACCUUCUGGGUCUCAUUUAUGAUGAGGAAACCAAGAGGAGACUGAGAAAGGAGGAUGAGGAGGAAGACUUUUUAGAUGACAGUACUGUGAACCCUUCUAAAUGUGGCUGCCCCUUUGCCUUGAAGAUGGCGGCGUGCCAGCUUCUCCUGGAGAUUACCACCUUCCUUCGAGAAACCUUUUCUUGCCUGCCCAGACCACGCACUGAGCCUCUGGUGGACUUAGAGAGCUGCAGACUUCGUUUGGAUCCUGAGUUGGACCGGCACAGAUAUGAGAGGAAGAUCAGCUUUGCUGGGGUCCUGGAUGAAAAUGAAGACUCAAAAGAUUCCCUCCACAGUAGUAGCCACACCCUCAAAUCAGAUGCAGGUGCCGAGGAGAAGAAAGUUCCCAGCAGGAAGAUCAGGAUAGGAGGUUCCCGCCUGCUCCAGAUUAAAGGAACCCGCAGUUUCCAGGUGAAGAAGGGGGGUUCCUUGUCCAGCAUUCGCCGAGUCGGCAGCUUAAAGAGCAGCAAGUUAUCACGGCAGGACUCAGAGUCCGAGGCUCAGGAGCUGCAGCUGUCCCAGAGCAGGGACACUGUCACUGACCUAGAAGGGAGUCCUUGGAGUGCAAGUGAGCCCAGCAUCGAGCCAGAGGGAAUGAGUACUGCUGGCACAGAGGAAAAUUACCACAGGAGCAUGUCAUGGCUUCACGUCAUGAUCUUGCUGUGCAAUCAGCAAAGCUUCAUCUGCACCCAUGUUGACUACUGCCACCCUCACUGCUACCUGCACCACAGCCGCUCCUGUGCCCGGCUGGUCAGGGCCAUCAAGCUGCUCUAUGGAGACACUGUGGACUCCCUCCGGGAGAGUAACAACAUCAGCAAUGUGGCUCUCCGGGGCAAGAGACAGAAAGAGUGCUCAGAGAAGUCAUGCCUGAGGACACCUUCUCUGAAGAAGAGAGUUUCUGAUGCCAACCUGGAAGGGAAAAAGGACUCUGGAAUGCUGAAAUACAUCAGACUACAGGUGAUGAGCCUGUCUCCUGCCCCUUUAUCUCUGCUAAUCAAGGCAGCACCGAUUCUGACAGAGGAGAUGUACGGAGACAUCCAGCCAGCUGCCUGGGAGCUUCUGCUCAGCAUGGAUGAGCACAUGGCAGGGGCGGCAGCUGCCAUGUUCCUGCUGUGUGCGGUGAAAGUCCCUGAGGCUGUGUCUGAUAUGUUGAUGUCAGAGUUCCACCACCCAGAGACUGUACAGAGGCUGAAUGCUGUUCUCAAGUUCCACACACUCUGGAGGUUUCGCUACCAGGUCUGGCCCCGGAUGGAGGAAGGAGCACAGCAGAUUUUUAAGAUCCCACCUCCCAGUAUAAACUUCACCCUGCCCUCGCCAGUGCUUGGAAUGCCAUCCGUCCCAAUGUUUGACCCCCCAUGGGUCCCUCAGUGCAGCGGGAGUGUCCAGGACCCCAUUAAUGAAGACCAGUCUAAAUCCUUUUCAGCCCGUGCUGUGUCCCGCUCCCAUCAGAGAGCAGAACACAUCUUAAAGAACUUGCAACAGGAGGAAGAGAAGAAACGUCUUGGUAGAGAAGCUAGCCUCAUCACCGCCAUCCCCAUCACCCAGGAGGCUUGCUAUGAACCCACCUGCACACCCAACUCAGAACCAGAAGAAGAAGUAGAAGAAGUCACCAAUCUGGCAUCCCGUCGACUGUCUGUGAGUCCAUCCUGUACCUCCAGCACUUCCCAUAGGAAUUAUUCCUUCCGCCGAGGGUCAGUCUGGUCUGUGCGUUCAGCUGUCAGUGCCGAAGAUGAGGAGCACACUACUGAACACACACCAAACCACCAUGUGCCUCAGCCCCCCCAAGCAGUGUUCCCAGCAUGCAUCUGUGCAGCCGUGCUGCCCAUUGUUCAUCUAAUGGAGGAUGGUGAGGUGCGGGAAGAUGGCGUAGCAGUGAGUGCUGUGGCCCAACAAGUCUUAUGGAAUUGUCUAAUUGAAGAUCCAUCGACAGUUCUUCGACAUUUUCUGGAAAAACUGACCAUCAGCAAUAGACAAGAUGAGUUAAUGUACAUGCUGCGCAAACUUCUCUUAAAUAUUGGAGACUUUCCUGCCCAGACAUCUCACAUCCUAUUCAACUACUUGGUGGGAUUAAUCAUGUACUUUGUGCGGACCCCCUGCGAGUGGGGGAUGGAUGCCAUUUCAGCCACUCUGACUUUCCUGUGGGAGGUGGUGGGCUACGUGGAGGGCCUCUUCUUCAAGGAUCUGAAGCAGACCAUGAAGAAGGAGCAGUGUGAGGUAAAGCUCCUGGUGACUGCUUCCAUGCCAGGUACCAAAACCUUGGUAGUUCAUGGACAGAAUGAGUGUGAUAUCCCAACCCAGUUACCAGUCCAUGAGGACACUCAGUUUGAAGCCCUGCUAAAGGAGUGUCUGGAGUUUUUUAAUAUCCCAGAAUCUCAGUCAACACAUUAUUUUCUCAUGGAUAAACGGUGGAAUCUUAUCCACUACAAUAAGACCUAUGUUCGGGAUAUUUAUCCUUUUCGGAGGUCAGUAUCUCCACAGCUGAAUCUUGUACAUAUGCAUCCAGAGAAAGGACAGGAGCUCAUUCAGAAGCAGGUGUUCACUCGGAAGCUGGAGGAAGUUGGGCGGGUUUUGUUUCUCAUCUCCCUGACCCAGAAGAUCCCCACAGCCCACAAGCAGUCUCACGUCUCCAUGCUCCAGGAAGACCUCCUCCGACUACCCUCAUUCCCCCGAAGUGCUAUUGACGCUGAAUUUUCACUCUUCAGUGAUCCACAAGCUGGGAAGGAGCUGUUUGGCCUCGACACUCUUCAGAAAAGCUUGUGGAUCCAGCUCCUGGAGGAGAUGUUCCUGGGCAUGCCAAGCGAGUUUCCCUGGGGAGAUGAAAUCAUGCUCUUCCUCAACGUUUUCAAUGGGGCUCUGAUCCUCCACCCAGAAGACAGUGCCCUGCUCAGGCAGUACGCUGCCACCGUCAUCAACAGCGCUGUGCACUUCAAUCACCUUUUCUCUCUCAGUGGCUACCAGUGGAUUCUGCCCACCAUGCUGCAGGUAUACUCUGACUAUGAAAGCAAUCCCCAGCUGCGUCAAGCCAUCGAAUUUGCCUGCCACCAGUUCUACAUUCUACACCGGAAGCCAUUUGUGCUCCAGCUGUUUGCUAGUGUGGCCCCUCUCCUGGAGUUUCCGGAUGUGGCCAAUAAUGGGCCCAGCAAAGGUGUGUCAGCUCAGUGCCUAUUCGACCUGCUGCAGUCCCUGGAGGGCGAGACCACUGACAUAUUAGACAUCUUAGAGCUGGUCAAAGCUGAGAAGCCUCUUAAGUCGUUAGAUUUCUGCUAUGGAAAUGAAGACCUGACCUUCUCUAUAAGUGAGGCCAUUAAGCUGUGUGUUACUGUGGUGGCAUAUGCUCCUGAGUCAUUCAGAAGUCUCCAGAUGCUGAUGGUCUUGGAAGCUCUGGUCCCCUGUUACCUACAAAAGCUAAAGAGGCAGACGUCACAAGUGGAGACGGUGCCUGCUGCCCGAGAAGAGAUCGCGGCCACGGCUGCUCUCGCGACAUCCCUGCAGGCCCUCUUGUACAGUGUAGAGGUCCUCACCAGGCCCAUGACAGCCCCACAGAUGAGCAGGUGUGACCAAGGUCAUAAAGGAACCACCACAGCCAAUCACACCAUGUCGUCCGGGGUGAACACCAGGUACCAGGAACAAGGAGCCAAACUGCACUUUAUCAGGGAAAACCUUCACUUACUUGAGGAAGGGCAAGGCCUUCCCAGGGAGGAACUGGAUGAACGAAUUGCUCGGGAGGAGUUUAGAAGACCUCGGGAGUCCCUGCUGAAUAUUUGUACUGAAUUUUACAAGCACUGUGGGCCAAGGCUGAAGAUCUUGCAAAACCUGGCUGGGGAGCCACGGGUUACUGCCCUGGAGUUGCUGGAUGUGAAGUCACACAUGAGGUUGGCAGAAAUUGCACACUCCCUUCUGAAGCUAGCACCAUAUGACACCCAGACAAUGGAGAGCCGUGGGCUUCGGCGCUACAUCAUGGAGAUGCUACCCAUUACCGAUUGGACAGCCGAGGCAGUGAGGCCAGCCCUUAUCCUCAUUUUAAAGAGACUGGAUAGAAUGUUCAACAAAAUUCAUAAGAUGCCUACUUUGAGGCGACAGGUUGAGUGGGAGCCUGCCAGCAAUUUGAUUGAAGGGGUUUGUUUGACACUUCAGAGGCAGCCAAUCAUAUCCUUCCUGCCUCACCUUAGGUCACUGAUCAAUGUCUGUGUCAAUCUGGUGAUGGGAGUGGUAGGACCUUCCAGUGUUGCUGAUGGAUUACCCCUUCUUCAUCUCAGCCCUUAUCUCUCACCACCUCUGCCCUUCAGCACAGCUGUUGUCCGGCUUGUAGCAUUGCAGAUACAGGCUUUAAAAGAAGAUUUUCCUUUAAGCCAUGUGAUCUCCCCAUUCACCAAUCAAGAGCGAAGGGAGGGGAUGCUUUUAAAUCUACUCAUCCCAUUUGUGCUCACAGUAGGAUCUGGAAGCAAAGAUAGCCCGUGGCUGGAACAGCCCGAGGUACAGCUGCUCCUGCAGACAGUCAUUAAUGUUCUCCUGCCACCACGGAUCAUCAGCACGUCCAGGAGCAAGAACUUCAUGUUGGAGAGCUCCCCUGCCCACUGCUCCACCCCUGGGGAUGCCAGCAAAGACUUGCGCAGGGAAGGGCUGGCAGAGUCCACAAGCCAAGCAGCAUACUUGGCGCUGAAGGUGAUUCUCGUCUGCUUUGAGAGGCAGCUGGGAAGCCAGUGGUACUGGCUGAGCCUCCAGGUGAAGGAGAUGGCCCUGCGGAAGGUGGGAGGCCUGGCCCUGUGGGACUUCCUCGACUUCAUCGUGCGGACCCGAAUACCCAUCUUCGUGCUCUUACGCCCUUUCAUCCAGUGCAAGCUUCUGGCCCAACCAGCAGAGAAUCAUGAAGAGCUUUCUGCCCGGCAACAUAUUGCUGACCAGCUGGAGCGGCGCUUUAUCCCACGCCCUCUGUGUAAAAGCUCCCUUAUUGCUGAAUUCAACAGUGAACUAAAAAUUCUAAAAGAGGCAGUUCACAGUGGCUCAGCUUACCAAGGGAAGACGUCCAUCAGUACUGUGGGCACCUCCACCUCCGCUUACCGCCUGAGCCUGGCCACCAUGUCCCGCUCCAACACGGGCACAGGCACUGUCUGGGAGCAGGACAGUGAACCCUCCCAGCAGGCUUCGCAGGACACCCUGAGUAGGACUGAUGAGGAAGAUGAGGAAAAUGACUCUGUAAGCAUGCCCAGUGUGGUAAGUGAACAAGAAGCUUACCUCUUGAGUGCUAUCGGAAGGAGGCGGUUUUCCAGCCACGUCUCUAGCAUGUCUGCACCUCAGGCCGAGGUGGGCAUGUUACCCAGCCAAAGUGAACCUAAUGUCCUCGAUGACUCCCAGGGCCUGGCCGCCGAGGGCAGCCUCUCUAGGGUGGCAAGUGUCCAGAGUGAGCCUGGCCAACAGAACCUCCUCAUUCAGCAGCCACUGGGGAGGAAGAGGGGCCUGAGGCAGCUAAGACGUCCUCUACUAUCACGUCAGAAGACCCAGACUGAACCCAAAAACCGCCAUGGGGCUCGGCUGUCAACCACCCGCAGGAGCAUUCAACCUAAAACGAAGCCAUCUGCGGAUCAGAAACGUUCUGUGACCUUCAUUGAGGCUCAGCCAGAGCCAGCAGCUUCCCCAACAGAAACACUUCCUGCUAUAGGCCAGCCACAAGGCUGCAGCCCAGCUCCAUCUAGGAAACCAGAAGGAAUGGACAAACCAGUCCUCACGUCUUCCCCUGCCAUUGUGGUUGCUGAUCUUCACAGCCUGUCUCCCAAGCAGAGUGAGACCCUCCCUGCUGAAGAAGGAGAAAAGAAGGAGGACACGGAAGCGCAAGGUGCUACAGCACACAGCCCCCUCUCUACGCAACUCUCAGACCCUGAUGAAUUCACAGGCCUUGAGACAUCCAUCCUCCUACAGCACGGAGACACCGUCCUUCACAUCAGUGAGGAAAAUGGCAUGGAGAACCCCCUGCUGUCCAGCCAGUUCACUUUUACGCCCACUGAGCUGGGGGAGACUGAUGUAGACCUAGAUGAGUCUCAUGUUUAAUUCUGG
Molecule: messenger RNA, 9990 nt
Organism: Prionailurus viverrinus (fishing cat)
Lineage: Eukaryota; Metazoa; Chordata; Mammalia; Carnivora; Felidae
Gene: UNC80
Product: unc-80 homolog, NALCN channel complex subunit
Exons: 65
Coding region: 1-9984 (3327 amino acids)
Biological process (GO): monoatomic cation homeostasis
Cellular component (GO): cation channel complex; axon
Molecular function (GO): monoatomic cation channel activity
Source: RefSeq, a predicted model, not a curated record